Molecule: messenger RNA, 1280 nt
Organism: Gilbertella persicaria
Lineage: Eukaryota; Fungi; Mucoromycota; Mucoromycetes; Mucorales; Choanephoraceae
Product: chromatin remodelling complex Rsc7/Swp82 subunit-domain-containing protein
Exons: 2
Coding region: 183-1259 (358 amino acids)
Cellular component (GO): nucleus
Molecular function (GO): chromatin DNA binding
Source: RefSeq, a predicted model, not a curated record
UUUGUUCUUUCUGCCUCUUUCUCUUUUCUUUUUUUUUUUUUUGUGUUCCAUUUUAUGCUUUCAGGUAAGCCGUUUCUUUGCCUAUUGAAUCAAACACACGAGUCAAUCAGACCAUGAAUUUAAAAGAGAACUGUCAUACAAACUAUGAAUAACUCAUAAUAAUAGAGUUUUCUAGUAACUUGAUGCAUAAAAAAGACGACAUGCCAAAAAGAAAGCGAUCAAGAAGCCAAAGUGGUGGCCUAGAUAGAAAAGACGACCUAAACUAUGUUGACGAAGACAGUGAAUUAUCUUCUGGCGAUGAUGCUUUAAACACAAGUGAUCUUGAAAGUCAUCAUCCAAGCCCUGAUCACCAUGUAAGGAAAAGAGGUCGACCCAAGUCGCAUCACUAUGGUUCAAGGGAAGACAGACAUGCGAGGUCACAACAAUCAUCUGCAUCAUCGAAUCUUUCGAAUCACAGUUAUCAUCCUCCAACUACACCCAGUGGCUAUAUAAGUGAUAUUGAUGAAUCAGGAGAAACCAAGGUCGAUAAAUACGGUCGGUUGCUUGGAGGGCGUGAAUACCGUGUUCCUACAUUUACCUUGCCUACAAGAGACAAUACGUUAUUCAUGUUUUCAAAAGAUCCAGCUGCUUUGUUAGGAUUUCGAGAUAGUUUUGUGUUCCUAAAGAAGAAUGUCAAGCUCAUCAAGGUGCAUAUUGAUAAUGCUGAAAAAGGCUAUUUGGUUGAUUCCAAUCUGCUUCGAUCUACAUUUCGUACGCGUGAAAUAUCUGUUGUGACAGCUCGUUCUGUGUUUAAACAAUUUGGACAUCGUAUCAUUCGAAAGGGACGUAAAGGAAGAGAUGAUUAUUAUUACACAGAUGAAGUAGAUGAAGGAGAAGAUGAGCCCUCUGAUGAAGAACCGCCUAAAGACAUGCUUGAUAAGCCAGUACCUGCUUCUUCUUUCUUGCCUGCUAAUCUGGAAGUAGGCCGAAACAAUUUGAUUCAUCAAUUGACAGCACAAGAUACAACAACCACUGAAUUGAAUUGGUUGCAUCAUGCAGCAGUCUCAACAAGACAGUUCAAUACCUCUUUAUUUUCUUAUCGUCGUGCUAAUCCAACCAAUUAUGAUUUACUGACAAAUGUCUAUCAAAUACCUGAAAAUAGACAAACACUUAGAAAUACAGAAGAAAAGACGAAUACCCUCAACAGUGACAUCCCUAUGGAUUUCAAUCUUGCUAUGAUGAAUCAUCCCAAAAUGGAGUUGAAUUUCAAUCAUAUUUAAAUUAAAGACUUUAUAAACCUA